CAGCAUCCUAGAUAAGAGCUUCUACAUCCUCCGGUUUCGUUGCUACCGACUCUUACACAACUUUUCUUCUCAGCUCUACACAUUCAGCAAUGCUCAAGGCUGUUUCGCUUCUGAAGCCCUCGUCUGCAUCCCGUCCGCUCAACAAGAUCACCUCGACCUCCCGUCUGCUUACCCGCUCCAACUCGACUGCCAUGCGCCUCUCCAACGCCGAACUGAUCAAGUCCGUGGACCAAACGCCCGGCGAGCUGUUCAAGUACCAGUCGCAGCUGCCGAAGCUGCCGGUGCCGAAGCUGUCGGAGACCCUGCCAAAGUACCUGAAGACGGUGGAGCCGCUGCUGUCCAAGGAGGAGCUGGCGCACACGACCAAGACAGUCGAGGAGUUUGCAAAGUCGGCGCAGGGCCAGGAGCUGCAGCGGCGGCUCGAGGCGCGCGCGGCCGAGCCGGGACGCGUCAACUGGCUCGAGGAGUGGUGGAACGACCUGAGCUACAUGGGGUACCGCGACCCGGUGACACCGUAUGUGUCGUACUUUUACGCGUACAAGGACGACAAGCUCCGGCGCAAGGCGACGCAGCGCGCGGCAGCGAUAGUGCGUGCGGCGUGGCAGUUCCGCGCGCAGGUGGAGUCGCGGACGCUGGCGCCGGAGAUGGCGCGCGACACGCCGUUCUGCAGCCACAGCUACAACUACAUGUUCAACGCGACGCGCGUGCCGGUGCGGCCGUCGGACGUCGAGGCUGUGUUUGACCUGGCGGCUAACACGCACAUCACUGUGGUCCGCAACAACCAGUUCUUUGCGCUGCAGCUCAUCCACGACGGCCAGCUGCUGUCGGCUGCUGAGAUCGAGUCGCAGCUCGACAGGAUCGUCGAGCAGGCCGACAGCUCGGCUGCGGUGCCGGUGGGUGUGCUGACUGCGGACAACCGCGAUCUGUGGGCCGACAACUACAAGCUGCUGCUGGCUGCGUCGCCCAAGAACGCGCAGACGCUGGAGACGCUGCAGAGCUCGGCGUUCACCGUGUGCCUGGAUGACUCGCGUCCUGUGACCCGCGAGGAGUACCACCGCGUGUACUGGCACGGCAACGGCCGCAACCGCUGGUUCGACAAGUCGCUGCAGUUCAUUGUGUGCGAUAACGGCAAGGCUGGCUCGCUGGCCGAGCACUCGAGCAUGGACGGCACUCCGACGUGCCGCCUCAGCGACUACAUUCUGGACCAGACCCUCAACAACAAGGUGGAUCUGGGAAGCUCGGCGGUCCGGCCCGAUCUGCCAGCAGCCGAGCCGCUGGUCUUUGUCACGCCGCCCAAUGUGGUCCGUGCCAUCGAGGAGGCCGCUGCGCGGUUCGACAAGACCGUGGGCGACCACCAGCUGAAGGUGCUGCAGUACGAGGGCUUUGGCAAGGACGAGAUCAAGAAGCUGGGCUUCUCGCCCGACGGCUUUGCGCAGAUGAUGAUCCAGCUCGGCUACUACAAGCUGAACGGCGUCUGCCGGGCCACCUACGAGGCUGCGGCCACA
Molecule: messenger RNA, 1505 nt
Organism: Linderina pennispora
Lineage: Eukaryota; Fungi; Kickxellomycota; Kickxellomycetes; Kickxellales; Kickxellaceae
Product: choline/Carnitine O-acyltransferase
Exons: 2
Biological process (GO): carnitine metabolic process
Cellular component (GO): peroxisome; mitochondrion
Molecular function (GO): carnitine O-acetyltransferase activity
Source: RefSeq, a predicted model, not a curated record